Messenger RNA from Cannabis sativa, 613 nucleotides. RefSeq lists its product as uncharacterized. The transcript is spliced from 2 exons. The coding region runs from base 191 to 556 and encodes 121 amino acids. NCBI's taxonomy places the organism in Eukaryota, Viridiplantae, Streptophyta, Magnoliopsida, Rosales, Cannabaceae. The record is from RefSeq and is a predicted model, not a curated record.
UUCAAUUUUUAUUACACGCAGUCAAAAGAUAACCCUAGCCUUCCACGUUGUCGUCGUCGCCGCCGCCAUGCCGCCACCUCUCCGUCGACGUCGCCAUUGCUGUUGGUUCUAGUUCUUCGCCGUUGUGGAGGUUCUUCAUUGCCAUUUUCGCUGCCUCCAUUGGUUCUCUCCUCUUGUAUCUGAGACAGAGAUGGACAAUUUGCGUUCUACUCAGAGAACAAAUAUUAGUCAGCCUGCAGGUUCUGACGUUACUGUUGACCAGCCAGAUAUUUUGUCUGACGACCAAAUUGUUGAUAUGGUAUUGGGAACACGUUCACGUUAUAAGAAAGGAAGAGGUCCAAUGCCUAGGUUGAAGGUGAUUGGUGGAACAAGAGCUGCUAAUAACUUUGUCUAUAAUCUAUAUAAAGAUCAAGUUGCUACCAUUGUUUCUCUUACACAAAAGCUAACAGAGACUCAAGAUAAUUUUGAAGGACUUAUAGAGCAAUUGAAGAAACAUUUGCCAGGUUUCAACUACCAGCCUCCAAAUGUUAGUAAUGCCUCUUCAUCCAAUGCCUAAGAUGCAAUUUGUGAAACUUUAUGAAAAUAUUGUAUGAAUAUGAAUAUUUGUGUUGAA